CCCAACCAGCAUGUUACAGUCUAGACUGUGGCCAAUCCUGCUUCUAGUGCCCUUCGCGGUCGUGGCAAGUCCGGUUCGCGACAACGACGACUCGUCGUUUCACCCCGCGUUUGAAGCUGGCAUUCUAACCGCAAAGAACGUUCGCGAACAAAGCACCGAGUUCUGGCGCGAUAUUUCCCGCCAACAGACCCUGGCGAAGGUGGCGCGUCGUGACAACCGAAACGUCGCCAAGAACGUGGUGUUUUUCCUGGGGGAUGGCCUGUCGGUGCAGACGGUGGCUUCUGCCAGGGUCGCAGCAGGCGGUGAGGAGCGCGAGUUUGCAUUUGAGCGGUUUCCGCACACGGGAUUCAGCAGGACCUACUGCGUUGACGCCCAGGUGGCGGAUUCGGCCUGUACGGCGACGGCGUAUUUGGCGGGGGUCAAGGCCAACUACGGUACGUUGGGGGUCAAUGGGAUGGUGAAGCGGGGGGAUUGUGAGGUGGAUCGGGGGAAUCGCGUGGAGUCGAUUGCGAAGUGGGCUUUGGAAGCUGGGAAGGAUGUGGGGAUUGUGACGACGACGCGGGUGACUCAUGCGUCUCCGGCGGGGAUGUACGCGAAUAUUCCGGAUAGGGAUUGGGAGACGGAUUUUGGGAUUCGACGGGACGGUUGUGAUCCGGAGCUGGUGGAUGACAUUGCGGAACAGUUGGUGUACGGGGAGAUUGGAAGCAAGCUGAAAGUGGUUCUUGGUGGAGGUCGUCGAGAGUUCUUCGAUCGGACGCCGGAUCCGGAAACGGGACGUGCUGGGUUCCGAUCUGAUGGGAAGAAUUUGGUCAAGGAGUGGUUGAAUGGGGAUCCAGGGGAGCAUCGACGGUACGUGUGGAGUAGGAGCGAACUGUUGACUGUGAAUCCGAAGACUACGGAUAAGUUGUUGGGCUUGUUCGAACCUAGUCAUCUGCAGUACAAUCUUGACAGGAUUAGUGGGAACAUGCACGAAGAACCUACUUUGGCGGAAAUGGUUAACAAGGCUACGGAUAUCUUGUCGCAGAAUCCGAACGGAUUCUUCCUGUUUGUUGAAGGUGGUCGGAUAGACCAUGCCCACCAUGAGAAUCGAGCACGCUACGCGCUGGACGAAACGAUACAGUUCGAUCGGGCAGUGUUCACUGCCCGUUGGAAGUACAGUGAGGAAGACACGUUGAUCGUAGUAACCGCUGACCAUUCGCACACUAUGAGCUAUGCUGGAUACCCGACCCGCGGCAACGACAUCUUCGGCUUCGCCGGCACGGGAACCGACGGCCUGCCGUACUCCACCCUCUCAUACGCCAACGGCCAGAGCUUCGAGGACCACUUUAGCGCGUACAGCGAGGGUUCCGCCCGCCGCGAUAUGCGCACCAUGGACAUGAAAACUCCAAGGUUCCGCUUCCCGGCAACGGUCCCGUACAGCACGCAAACGCACGCCGGCGAAGACGUUCCGGUGUACGCGUCCGGACCGUGGUCGCAUCUGUUCAGCGGUAGCUACGAGCAAAGCAUUAUCCCAGAUCUGAUUAGCUACGCGGCCUGCUUCGGGAGUGGGCCGCAGGCGUGCGAGGGCGCGGGUUCGUCUCUUUUAUAGAUUUAUUGACUUUAUAGGGUAAUAAAAGCCGUGCGGUGGUCGGCAGUAAAACUGAUAA
Molecule: messenger RNA, 1646 nt
Organism: Culex quinquefasciatus (southern house mosquito)
Lineage: Eukaryota; Metazoa; Arthropoda; Insecta; Diptera; Culicidae
Product: membrane-bound alkaline phosphatase
Exons: 2
Coding region: 11-1588 (525 amino acids)
Biological process (GO): dephosphorylation
Molecular function (GO): alkaline phosphatase activity
Source: RefSeq, a predicted model, not a curated record